CUGUCACUCUGGCACCUACUUGUUGGGUGUUCGCGCAGCAGAGGCGCACAGAGGAGCGAGCGACGGAGUUGCAAGGGAGAGCGGUGAGGGGCGCAUUCCUCUUGGCCGUCGCGGGAGCUCUCCGAGGCGGAUCGAGCGCCUGCGCUGCCUCCGCCAGCCCAGGGCUGUUGGAAUAAGCGCUUGGGUGACCGAGGGCUGCUCCGGAGCUUCCAGGCUGCACUCGGCGAAAGCCCUCCCGCCCUUCCCGCCGCCGAUGCUCCGUGCAGCGGCCGGUCGAUGGCUUGUCGAAUCCUCGCCUGUCUCUGAUCCCACGGCGUUCGGCUCGGAGCAGCAGGCAUGCUGGAUUCUGGCAGGCGGCACUGGGCUCUCCUCGCUGCGGCGCUUAGGCUGUGGCAGCUCCUAACUUUCUAUGUGCAGGUGUCCCAGUCCACGGGCUAUUUCGAGCUGCAGAUUAACUCCGUGAAGAAUGUAAACGGCGAAUUGUUGAAUGGGGCAUGUUGUGAUGGCAUGAAAACCCCCCAGAACCUGGACUGUCCCCGGGACGAGUGUGAUACUUACGUGAAAGUCUGCUUAAAGGAAUAUCAGGCCAUAAUCACGCCCAUUGGAACAUGCAUCUACGGCUCCGGAUCUACGCCAGUUCUCGGUGGAAAUACUUUUUAUCUCAACAACCGCAAUUUUCAUCAGAGUAAAAAAGGCGACAUGGGACGGAUUGCCAUGCCGUUUCAAUUUGCAUGGCCGAGAUCAUUUACAUUAAUACUCGAAGCCUGGGAUUGGGAUAAUGAGACAAAAGCUGAGUUAAUUGAAAGGGUCUCCUUUGCUGGAAUGAUCAACCCAGAGGAUCGAUGGAAGACACUACUGCUUAAUGGCCCUGUUGCGCAUUUUGAAGUACAAAUAAGAGUGAAAUGUGAUGAAAACUACUAUGGCCCACAGUGCAAUAAAUUUUGUAGCCCUCGUGAUGACUUCGUAGGCCAUUACACGUGUGACCAAAAUGGAAAUAAAGCUUGUAUGGAAGGCUGGAUGGGUGAAGAAUGUAAACAAGCUGUAUGUAAACAAGGAUGUAAUUUAAUCCAUGGGGGCUGCACUGUACCUGGGGUGUGCAAGUGUCAUGUUGGUUGGCAAGGACACUUCUGUAGCGACUGUAUCACCUAUCCAGGCUGUACUCGUGGGAGUUGUGACAAACCAUGGGAGUGCAAAUGUGAAACCAACUGGGGUGGUCUGCUCUGCAACAAAGAUUUAAACUACUGUGGAAAUCAUCAUCCAUGUGUGAAUGGUGGAACCUGUAUGAAUACAGAACCAGAUGAAUAUAGCUGUGUUUGCCAAGAUGGUUACUCUGGAAAGAACUGUGAAAUUGCUGAGCAUGCUUGUGUAUCGAAUCCAUGUGCUAAUGAUGGAAUCUGUCAUGAAAUUAAAACAGGCUUCAAAUGCCAGUGCCCAGCAGGGUGGAGUGGACCAACCUGUGCUAUUGAUAUUGAUGAGUGUGCAUCUAACCCAUGUGCUAGAGGUGGGACUUGUGUUGAUCGCAUUAAUGGGUUUGAAUGUAUAUGUCCGCAGCAGUGGAUUGGGGCAACCUGCCAACUUGAUGCUAAUGAGUGUGAAGGGAAACCCUGUCUUAAUGCUCAUUCUUGCAAAAAUCUUAUUGGUGGAUAUUACUGUGACUGCAUUCCAGGAUGGAAAGGAGUAAAUUGUCACAUCCAUAUUGAUUGUCAUGGCCAGUGUCAAAAUGGAGGCACUUGUAAGGAUGAGGUGAAUGGCUAUCGUUGCUUAUGCCCUCGUGGUUUUGUAGGAAAGAACUGUGAAACAGAAGUUGAUGAAUGCACAAGCAACCCAUGUCAAAACGCAGGACGUUGCAAUGACCUGAUCAAUGGAUUCCGUUGUCUGUGUCCACCAGGCUUUUCAGGAGAACUCUGUCAGAUUGAUAUUGAUCUCUGCGAGCCCAAUCCUUGCCAAAAUGAAGCUAAGUGUUAUGAUUUGGGUGGAGACUAUUACUGUGCUUGCUCUGAAGACUAUGACGGAAAGAACUGCUCUCACCUCAAGGACCACUGCAAAAAUAAUGCUUGCAAAGUAAUAGACAGCUGUACAGUAGAGGUGUUCUCAAAUGCUACCCGGAAUGGCAUCCGUGUAAUCUCCUCCAGCGUGUGUGGGCCUCAUGGACAGUGUGUCAGUCAACCAGGAGGCAAUUUUACUUGUGCCUGCAAGAAGGGCUUUACUGGAACCUACUGUCAUGAAAAUAUCAAUGACUGUCUUGGGAAACCUUGCAAGAAUGGCGGAACUUGCAUAGAUGAAGUAGACUCUUUCAGGUGCAUCUGCCAGACUGGCUGGGGAGGACAGUUGUGUGAUAUCGAUUUCAAUGACUGCUUGCCAAACCCCUGUCGCAAUGGAGGCCAGUGUAUUGACUCAGUGAAUGACUUCUAUUGUGAAUGUAAAAAUGGCUGGAAAGGCAAAACGUGCCAUUCACGGGAGUACCAGUGUGAUGCAAAUACUUGCACCAAUGGAGGAACGUGUUAUGAUGAUGGUGAUACUUUUCGAUGUUCUUGUCCUCCAGAAUGGAGAGGAAGUACUUGCAACAUUGCUAAGAACAGCAGCUGUCUUCCGAAUCCUUGUCUAAAUGGUGGAACCUGUGUUGGCAGUGGAGAUUCUUUUUCUUGCAUCUGCAAAGAAGGUUGGGAAGGACGUACAUGCACUCAGAAUACUAAUGACUGCAACCCCCACCCUUGUUACAAUGGAGGCAUCUGCGUAGAUGGCGUGAAUUGGUUUCGCUGUGAAUGCGCGCCUGGAUUUGCUGGUCCAGACUGCAGAAUUAAUAUUGAUGAAUGCCAGUCGUCCCCUUGUGCAUAUGGGUCUACUUGUGUUGAUGAAAUAAAUGGAUACAGGUGCACUUGCCCUCCUGGACGAGCUGGAACUAGAUGCCAAGAAGUGAUAGGAUUUGGAAAAUCUUGCUGGCUUAAAGGGACUUCCUUUCCCCAUGGCAGUAGAUGGGAUCAAGAAUGCAACAACUGCCACUGUGUGGAUGGCCGCAUUGACUGCACCAAGGUUUGGUGUGGGAAGAAAUCCUGUCUGUUUACCAAACAUGUGGACCAUGCUAGCUACCAAUGCCCCAGAGGUCAAGAAUGCCAAGAAAACAUGUAUAUCAAAUGUUUCCAACCACCUUGUGCUGAUUGGGGAGAAUGCAGUGAAUCGGAACCUCUGCCUGCCAACAUCAAGUGCCCCCCCAAUUCAGAUUACUUGGAUAAUAGCUGUGCCAGAAUUACUCUUAUUUUUAACAGAGACAAAGUACCCCAGGGCACUACUGUGGAAAACAUUUGCUCUGAAAUCAGAUACCUCCCAGCCACGAAGUCUGUUUCUGCUGACAGAAUGUUGCUAGUGUUGUGUGAUCUAUCAUACUCCAUAGAGAAUGCAGUGGAAGUUGCUAUUUCUUUCAUCUCGCAUCAAGGUGAGACAGAUAACAGCCUCAUUCAAAAUGCUGCCAAUACUAUAGUAAAUGCCAUUACAAAGCGGCAGAACAGCACAGUUAUGUUGGCGGUGACCGAAGUCAAAAUAGAAACCAUGGCAGUUGGGAAUCCUUCAUCAGAUUAUCUGGUUCCGAUCCUCUGUGCAGUGUUUAGUAUUGUAUGGUUAACCUGCAUAAUAAUCUGUGUGUGGUGGACACGAAAAAGAAGAAAAGAGAGAGAGAGAAAUCGUCCAUCCAGAGGAGAGGCUGCAAAUAACCAAUUGGCGCCUCUGAAUCCCAUCUGGAAUCCUAUAGAUAGACAUUGCAGUCAAAAAGGAAUUCAUUAUGAACACAAAAAUUUUGUAGCCCCUCAAAAAAGAACUUACGAUGGGGUAGAGGAAUGUAUAGAGUAUGAGGAGGAAGAAGAGGAGGAGGAAGAGGAAAGAGAGGUCAUGGAAAUGGACAGAUUCCUCUCUCACAAACUCUCCAAGACUUUGUCGAUAAAGACAGUGGACUCAUUAGAGAAUAGUCCUAUUAAGAAAUCUCUUCAGACAACCAAAAUGGACAACAGAUCUGUAAAAAAUGUGAACACAGUGAACCUUGAAGGUAUAAGAGACUAAAUCUGUGUUUGGACCAUAGCUGCACUGUCUGUGUUGAACGGUGUUGGGGAAAUUGGCGUCUCUGCUUUGCAUCAAGGACUUAAAUGUCUGGAGUCAAAUGUUCAUAGUUACUUUAUUUUGAAUAAAAAAAAUUAAAAUAAUAAAAUAAAAACUUUAUUUUGUUUCUUUUAGCCUUGUAUAAAUUAUUCAAUGACUGUCAGAUGACAAAGAGUAAUCUUUGAUAGUUGCUAUUUUUGUAAAUUUUACUUAGAAUACACAUGCUGUAUGGCAGAGGAGGGAAGUUUCUAUUUUCAAUAAUUUCAUAAAGUUUAUCACACAAUAUGCUACACUGUUUACAGAAUGUGUUCUUUACCUGUUAACAACAGUGGCUUAAACACCUCCUGGUUGAGGAAGUUGCUAAACUUAAGGAGAAAAACUCACAUGAAGUGUUCUCUUUUGAAUCCUUACUAGACACCACUCCCUGCACUUAAUUUCUGCAAGUUUGUUUUCCCCAAAAAAUUUGCCUUAUUUUUUUUAAACAAGAAAAAAAUCUAUAGAGAUCUUUCAAACUGUGGUUGGAAAAAGUGGCCUUUUUAAUUUUAAUGUCGAUUUGUUCUAAUUACCUUAGGAUUGCAGUAUUGAAGCACGUGUCAAGUGCCUUGAAAUUUAAACUUUUUUUCUAUAGCAACUGUCAAAGACUGCCGUGCCCAUCCACGUUUACCACAAGAGGAUGUGUGGCAUCCUCAGCCUGACACAGUUUCUUUUCCAAUUGUGCAAGUGCAUUUUUGUAAAUAUGUACAUAUUUAAAUGAAUCACUUCUGUAUAUUUGAGUUAAUAACUUAAAAUAUUUUUGAUCUUUUUAAAAACGUCAUUCCUUUUUAAUUUAUGUUGCAGAAAGGGAAGUUUUAUGGCAGUUUCUUUAAAAACAAAAAACAAAAAAAACACCUUAUUUGGAUAUUAUGUCCAUAUUAGAAAGUGAUGUUAAUACAAUUAAUGUUGGGAACCUGUUCACCUUUUGUAGCUUGCAAUGUAUCACCACCGUUUCACAUGUAAAUAGAUCCGGGCUGUUUCCUCCCAUUUCAAGAAUGCAGAGAGUAAGUGUACUGUACAGUAUAAAGAGAAGCAAGGCAAUAUUUUUUUUUCCUUUUGUGAUGUUUAUUACCUGUGGUAUUGCUUUUUUGCAUUUUUUUUAAAAAAUACAGGUCUAAUGAAGGGAACAAUAUUUUUCUCAUUUCUUGUUUCUGUUAAGCUUAUUCACUUCUUUGGCUAAAGGUUGGCAAACUCAAACUGGAACUAGACGACAUGGCAGAUGCAGGACUACCACCCCAAUCAAUCCUGCGGCCUUGUCUUUCUCCAGACAAUUAGCGAUUCGGAAUGUGUGAUGUGAUGUUGCUGCAUUCCUUUUCCCUGCCUCUACUCCACUUGGCUGCCACUUGUGGGGGCAGAGAAACUCUGUGUGGCAAUGUAUCACUAGAUGUUACUGGCAGGAAGAGGGGAGAGUAAGAUGAGGCACUGUUCUUUUGAGUGGCAGCCCCAUGUCUGCCAUAACAUCUGGUUCCAUCUUAGAAGAUGGAAUACCUCACGAGAAAUGGUUAUUCAUGACGGAAGGCUUGUGCAUUAGUUGUGGGCUUUUUAACGACUUUAUUAUUUCUAUAAAGAGAUGAGCAUAUCUUUCUUAAUUACUGGGGAAACCUAACCCUAUGUUUAUCCAUCAUUGCAAAGAAAAUUGGUGUUUCUCCCCCUCUCUCUCUCCCUCUCUCUCUCUCAACAUUUUGGCCACUCAGCAAUGUAAACCUGAAUGUCUUUUUUUUUUUUUAAACAGUUUUUUAUACACAAAUGCAGGAAUUGCUUUGCAGGAACUUAUGUGCAGUAAUUUUUGUUUGACAUGUUCUUCGAUAGCUUUCGAAAGAAAACUAUUUAUUAAAGCAUUUUAUAACAAUG
Messenger RNA from Hemicordylus capensis (graceful crag lizard), 5967 nucleotides. It is a transcript of the gene JAG2, whose product is annotated as jagged canonical Notch ligand 2. NCBI's taxonomy places the organism in Eukaryota, Metazoa, Chordata, Lepidosauria, Squamata, Cordylidae. The coding region runs from base 337 to 4047 and encodes 1236 amino acids. The transcript has 26 exons. The record is from RefSeq and is a predicted model, not a curated record. Gene Ontology annotation, biological process: heterophilic cell-cell adhesion; establishment or maintenance of epithelial cell apical/basal polarity; cell communication. Gene Ontology annotation, molecular function: calcium ion binding; Notch binding. Gene Ontology annotation, cellular component: plasma membrane; protein-containing complex.